This is a messenger RNA of Cucurbita maxima (winter squash), 2465 nucleotides long. Its product is annotated as probable inactive receptor kinase At5g58300. The coding region runs from base 501 to 2369 and encodes 622 amino acids. The transcript has 4 exons. Gene Ontology annotation, biological process: protein phosphorylation. Gene Ontology annotation, molecular function: protein binding; ATP binding; protein kinase activity. The record is from RefSeq and is a predicted model, not a curated record. NCBI's taxonomy places the organism in Eukaryota, Viridiplantae, Streptophyta, Magnoliopsida, Cucurbitales, Cucurbitaceae.
GAGCGGUGGCAUUUAUGUUAAGACUGUAAUUUUAGAGUAGCUGCAAACGAAAGCAUGAGAACGUGGAUGGGUUCAUUGAAGAACGAUGAACAACAACGUACUCUAAACGGCCUGAGCUGCCGAUGCAAUUAGUUGAACUCCUCAAUUUAUUGCAUGAAUUAAGAAUCACCACCGUGGGUUUCCUCGUUUUCCCCCCACUGUUCUUCUAAAAGCGACACAAAUCCUCUUUCUUUCGCUUUAAAGCUUCGUUUCUCAGAUCCUUUCAUUCCGCCGGGAUGUGAAGCUUCGGCUCUGCUUUUUACUGUAAGUGCUCUCCGGCGGCCAUGGCGAACUUCUCUUAAGCUUCUUUGUACCUCUUUUUACCUGUGGCUGGUUAUUCCGGUGACGGCGUUGGAGGGUUCUUGGGUGUCGCUUUCUUCAUUUUGAGGUAAACAGCAGGGCCCGAACGAACGGAUUGUGGUUGUCACUUUUGUAGUUAUUCCUGUGCUAAGUAAUUCCAAAUGAAGCUCUGUUCAGCAUCAGUGCUUUCUCUCGUUUUGAUUAUUGUUAAUCUACUUCACCUUGUCAUUGCCGACCUGAACUCAGAUAAGCAGGCUCUUCUCGACUUCCUAUCGUCUGUUCCACAUCGUCGGAACCUUAACUGGAACGAUAGUUCAUCAGUAUGCACUACUUGGAUUGGCAUUACUUGCAAUGCAGAUGGAACCCGUGUGCUUACCCUCCGACUUCCUGGGAUUGGACUGAUUGGUUCAAUUCCUCCUAACACUCUAGGGAAACUCGAUGGUCUUAAGAUUCUCAGUCUUCGUUCCAACCUCCUUAGCGGAAAAAUACCGUUCGAUAUUACCUCACUUCCUUCUCUCCAAUAUCUUUAUCUCCAGCAUAAUAACUUCUCUGGUGACUUCCCUUCAUCCUUUUCACCAACACUCAAUGUAUUGGAUCUAUCAUUCAAUUCACUCGAAGGAACGAUUUCAAAGACUAUCCAAAAUUUGACACGGCUAAUUGGAUUGAACCUCGGGAACAACAAUCUUUCUGGUUCUAUACCAGAUAUCAACCUCCCUAAGCUCAAGCAUUUCGAUGUAAGCUAUAACCAUCUUAAUGGUUCGAUACCGACUUUUUUUAGGACAUUCCCGGACUCAUCCUUCAUUGGAAAUCCUUUAUUGUGUGGAUUGCCUCUAAAAUCUUGCUCCAUAGACCUAUCUCCAGCACCUGCCAUUUCUCCAAAGCAGAAAAGACUGAAGAUGGGAGUUAUCAUAGCUAUUGCAGUUGGUGGAUUUUUGGUUCUGUUCCUUGUAGUUCUUUUCGUGAUCGUGUGCUGUUUAAAGAGAAAGGACGGCGAAGGCACUGGCACGAUAAAGGGGAAAGUUUCUGGUGGUGGGAGAAGCGAAAAACCGAAAGAGGAGUUCGGAAGUGGCGUGCAGGAGGCUGAGAAAAACAAGCUGGUGUUCUUUGAAGGUUGUUCAUUUAACUUUGAUCUUGAAGACCUAUUAAGGGCUUCAGCUGAAGUGCUUGGAAAGGGCAGCUAUGGAACAGCUUAUAAAGCUGUCUUGGAGGAACCUACCACUGUUGUUGUGAAAAGAUUGAAGGAAGUGGUGGUCGGGAAGAGGGAGUUUGAACAACAGAUGGACACGGUCGGCAGGGUGGGGCAGCACCCGAACGUCAUGCCACUCCGAGCAUAUUAUUACUCGAAGGAUGAAAAGCUCCUUGUUUAUGAUUAUGUCCCCGUUGGCAGCUUGUCGUCACUUUUGCAUGGAAACAGAGGAGGGGAAAGAACACCAGUUGACUGGGACACAAGACUCAAAAUUGCUCUUACAGCAGCAAAGGGCAUUGCUCAUAUUCAUACAAUGGGUGGUCCAAAGUUCACUCAUGGAAACAUCAAGGCCUCAAAUAUUCUCCUAAACCAAGAUCUCAAUGCUUCUGUCUCUGACUUUGGCCUUACCCCUCUUAUGAAUGUCCCAACUUCUCGAACUGCAGGUUAUCGUGCACCCGAGGUGAUCGAAGCUCGUAAACACACUCACAAGUCAGAUGUUUACAGCUUUGGUGUUCUUCUUCUCGAAAUGCUAACUGGAAAAGCUCCCCUCCAAUCACCUGGUCGUGACGAAAUGGUCGAUCUUCCUCGGUGGGUCCAAUCGGUCGUGAGGGAGGAAUGGACAGCUGAGGUUUUCGAUGUUGAGCUAAUGAGGUACCAGAAUAUUGAAGAAGAAAUGGUGCAGAUGUUGCAAAUAGCAAUGACUUGUGUAGCGAAGCUGCCCGACAUGAGACCGAACAUGGACGAAGUUGUUAGAAUGAUCGAAGAAAUACGGCAAUCCGACUCGGAGAACCGGCCAUCUUCCGAAGAAAACAGAUCCAAGGACUCAAAUGUGCAGACCCCAUGAAUUCUUUGAUUGAGAGAUUGUGUUUAUUUUCAUUAUUUUAGAAGGAAUUGUCCAAAUUAGAAGGUAAGUUUGUACUUUGUAGAGUACACUCAUUCU